GCCGGCCGGGGCGGUGAGGGCGCGCGCGGAUGGAGGAGGGGGGACCCGCGCCGGGCCCGGGACCCAGGGCCAGGCCCCGCGGUGCCCCCGCGGCCGCAGUGUCGCCGGACUGAGGCCGCUUCGCUCGCCGCCGCCGCCUUCCGCGGAACGAGUUCUGGGCGUUCUGCCGCAGCCGUCCCCGAGACGCCGCCGCUCCCCGGGCUGUGAGGGCCGAGCCGCCCUUCCCAGCUGCCUCGUCUGCCCGGCGUGAGGGAGCCUGGCCGUGGGGCAGGCCCGGACCCUCCCGUGUGUCGCCGGACGGGGGUUGGAGGAGCCGGUGCCGUGCUGAGAUCUGGGCUGACCCUCCCGGCGUGGCGGCUGGCUGUGUGUGCCUGGGGCUCCGGCUGGCGGGUCCCCACCCCGUGCCCGUGCGGUACACCGGAAGGACACCGGCUGUAGAGGUGCUGCAGGGUCUGGGGACAGCCCCGAGCCGCAAGCCUGGCAUGACCUCCGGCAGGGACGGGCCAGCGGCUGCGUUUGGAGGGUUCCUCGGCCUCUGCGGUGCUGGGGUCUGCCCUCCUGCCCUCUGUGCUUCAGAGUAAGGCAGCAGGGAGUACCUGGAGCCUACCCAGCUGCUGUGGACAGGGGUAGCUGCUCCCCCUUGGAGAUCUGUAUCUGCUCUCCAGCAGUGUGUUGUGUCCAUCUGUUCUUGCUUCUCGCCUUGAAUCUCUUAGAUGGGGUCACCCACACAGGUUACAGACCAUGGACACAGCUUCCGAGGAGAUGUGACCUGGGCCCCGCUUGCCACGUUGGCGCUGCAGAAGUCUGUGGGCAAAGGGCACUUCUUUUCCGUGCUUGCCAGGGCUGCCCUGGUGUCAGCCUGUACCAGAGGGGCUGAAGAUGCCAUCUCCUCUCAGCCAAGGAGGGCUUGAGGAUCCACCCACUGCCCUUUGGUGGGGGAAUGCAUUGGCUGGGCCACCUCUAGAGCUGUGCAAAGCAGUGUUCCAUCCUCAGGAGGGACACAAAUGGGCUUUGGUAAGGCUGAGCACCCUGGCUCUGGGUCCAGAUGCUCCUUCCCUGCCACCAGCCUCCGUGCCCAAUGUCCAAAGGGCUUGGUCGCCACCUCUGCUUGGCGGUGGCGUGGUGCUGCAGGGCUCAAUCUCCACUGCCUUGGCCAAGCACAGCCCUCCUUAUCUCGCUGCCUUCCAAGCUACUGGCGACAGCUGGCACAGGCAGAUAAAGGUACAAUUGCUGCCAAGCAGUAAAUCAUGUCUGCUGCCCUGCACUGCUCCUCUGGCCUGUCCUUGACUGCCUCGGCUGGGCAGUGGCAGUGGGAGUCAGAAGAGUGCUUUGCUUGCCUUGUUUUCCCCUCGCAGAGCUUCCUGCCUCUGCCAGCUCACCCCCCUUGUAGACUCUUUCCAUGACUCCUGUCUUUACUGGUCCCCUGGGAGGGAGGGACACAGCCCUGGGGGCUCUGUGUAUAAUUUUGCAUCAGGGUGCCAGCUGAAGGGCUGGAGGAGGGGGCAGCUCUGCCCCCCUCGUUGCCUUUGCUCUCCCUCCUUGCGUGUGGCUUUCCAGUACUGGUUUUUGGGCUGGGCAGGGAUUGGCUCCAGCACUUUCCUUGGGUCACAGAGUGACUCUAGGCCCCCGAUACCAUUUGCCAGUGUGGGCAGGGUCCAAGCAGUGCCAGGCUCAGCCUGGUGUUCCUGUCCCAGUGCAUCCCAUCUCCACCUUCUUUCCAAUGGGAAGAAGGUGGCUUCCAGGUUUCUGUUACUCUUUGUGCCAGCCUCAUGUCGCGCGGCAGCCACAGCCCCAUCCACCUGUGGACAGCAUGGAGGAGCAGGGUCUGCCUCCUGGCACCGUGGCCCCCACCCACCUCAGCGGGCUGGGACAGGGCUGGCUAACUCCCUGUUUGUCCCCGAACCGCAGGUUGGAGUGCCAGACGAGAGGGGCUGUGUGUCUCUGCUCCCUGCCCGGGGCCUGCCCUGCCCUCCGCCGGCGAUGGAGUAUGUGGUAAGGACUUCGGUGGAGGGCUAAGUGGCUUCGGUGGUGGAUCCUGCCUGCCUCCUCUGCCUUCUGGGAGGUCUCCAGCCUCUUCCCCACAUCUGCACUGGUAUCUCCUAACCCCCUCUUCAGAAUGAAGGAGAGGUCGCGUGCAGGAAUGCAUAAAUGUUGUUCGAUGCUGCUGUGAUGCAUGGGGGAAAAUCAGCUAUUGGCUGGAUUUGAGUGUUCUCCUUUGCUUCCCCCCUGCCUCAGAGGUUCAGCAUUGGCUGCAGUUGGACAGAGGGGGCCUCCUGCCCAGGGCAAGGUUUGUAUGUGUGGCCGCCUGCACCUUGCUGCGAUUUUUUGCCAAACCACUGGUAUGUUCCAGGCCUCUGACUCAGCUCCCAGUUUUUUUCCAGGGAAGAUGUUGGUAGCAGAGCCUUGAGCAUCCCCACUCUGCUUCUCUUCCUUGCCCCAGGUGGUGUGUGAAGUCCCAGUCGCGGGUGCCUGAAAGUAGUCCAGGUCCCUCUGUUUCUCAUGAUCCGUUGUCUUUCUGUGGUGGCAGGACACAAGGAGCAGCUGGGCCAGGACAUGUCCCCAGAGCUCCUUGGGGGCCGUGGUUGUGGCUGCUCUGCUCAUCCUCUGCUGCAGGGGCAGGAGCUCUGCCUGGCAAGGGGAAGGGCUGCAGCCUGUGGGAUGGGGUUUGGGACUGCCUGUUCAGGCAGGGCCGGUGUUCUGCACCUUUGCACAUCUCCAGGUUUGCCUUCUGCACUCAGAGCCCACUGGGGGGGAGCUCUGGUGACUUGAGGUAGACUCUGGGGCUGGGGGGGCUGUAAUGGUCCCCAAGGGCUGGGAGCUGUGAUGCAUCUUGUAACAGGCUGUUGAGUGGUGUGGGCAGACGGGCCUCGAAGGUUCUGAGAAAAUCAGGAAUUACUCUAGCUUAUAAAAGCAGAGAUGUGUCUGAGCAGGAGCUUCAGCUGGGAGGCUCGGCAGCCCUUUGCUGCCUGGAGGUGAUGGCUGCUCCAAGCCCUGGGGUGGUGGAAAGGGGCCAAGGAGACACUCCUGCCCCCUUGCAAUUCCCUCCUGCUCUCAUCCUGGGGAAGCAUUAGGGCUCACAGAGCUGCCGUGCCAGGCAAGCCCAGGCCCACAUCAACCAGUCCAUCACAGCCAAACCCCACUGCUCCGUGGCCACUUGAUGCUGCCCAGCCAGGCUCCCCUGGCAACAGGGCUGCACUGGCCCCUCACCGGGCCAGCAACUUCCUGGCUCCGGGCUUCCUGCUUUUCUUUAGAGGAGUGGUGCUGCGGCCACAGGAAGGUCACAGCACUGAACAGCCGGGGGCCCCUGGAGGGGACAGGCACUUUGUGGAGCAGCCAGCACAGGCUCUCUGCGCCUGUGGGACCACCGUGGCUGAGCUGGGGGGGCUGGCCUUCACAGAGCUAGUGUGCAUGGCCAAGGAGAUGCUUCAGUGACGGGCCCACUCGUGUGUGCCACAGCCCCUCGCAUCACGUAGGUGGCAAUUUCCAGCCCUGUUGUGGCUUUCCUUUCCCUGUCCUCAUGGCAGUGUGCCAGGCUUUGUGGCACACUGGAAGUGGGGCAGGCAGCUGCCAGUGCCAAGCAGUGCUGGGUGAAGGCUCCAGUCAGGGAGAGCCUUUUCCUUGGCCUAGAUUUACCCAGGUUUGGUUUGGUGGACAGAGCACUUGGUGGUUUGGAAGGAUCUGGCUUGUGAUGCGUCGGGGGUUGUGCUCUGUCUGAACUCCUUGCCUCGUCCUAGAGGGGAUGGGGGAGAGCUUUUGUCCCUCAGUGGGGCCAAGGCUGUGGAGGGCAGCACAGUCGGGCUGGCCCAAGUUCCUGCUGCGUGCACGUGCGUCGAGGAUAGGGCAACAGGGGAGACCUGCCCCUGAGCCCCCUGAUCCACAGGUGGGAGUUUCGCCCACCUCCACGAGGCUGAAGGGGCCAACUUUGCCCCCAGCACGUUCUUGCCGCCCGCUCCCGCUAGCUCCGCCUGUGACCUUGAUUUUUCUGCUCCAGAUAAGCGCUGCGUCCCCUCCCCUCGCCGGGAGCCCCUCCUGCGCUGCGCCCCAGCCCCAGCGCAGCCCGCGCCGCGGGCAGAGCCUGCCCCGCCGCCUGUGAGUCAGCACAGCUCUUCCGAUCAGCCGCAGCCCCUUCAUCUCUUCUCCCGGGAGGAGCAGCUGGGAUGCGGGAAGCAGCAGCGAUUAGCUGCAGCCUCUCCCACAGGCUCCCCACCACAGCUGGGGGUUUGUGCUGAGCCCUGCCUUGCCCAGCACACAGCCUACCUGUAUCCUGCUCCUGGCCGUCCUCCAGCCCUCCAGGGGGUCCACCAGCCCUCCAGGCAAGAUCUGUGCUCUCAAAGGACUGCAUGUCCCCGUAUUCCUGGAAGCUGCGAGCACCGGUGACAUCUCAGCAUCGCUGCUCCCCCCCGGCAGAGCCCGGCAAGCCAACAGCAGCAGCUCACCGCCGGCACGUGGGUUGCGUGGCGCUGGCUGCCACAGAAGGACCUCGCUCCCUCCUGGACAGUGCUCGGAGCAGGGCUGGGAUGGGCUUGGAUGCGCUCUGUGUCUGCCUCAUCUCCGGGCUUUAAAUAUUCAUGCUUUUGAUUUUCUCUUAGCGGGCAGUGGCACAGGGGCUGGAGUGAGCUGUGGGGCGGAGGGUGGCCGUGCUGAAACGAGCAGGGCAGAGGGAGCUGGAGCUGGUCCUGGAUGAAGACAAUGGGUUUUGUUGCUGGCCCGGUGUUGAAGUGGCGAGGGGCUUGAGGACCUCCAGGCUGGGGCCAGAGCACUCUGAGCUCCCCUCCCUGUGCCAGCAGCUCCCCAGGGUGUCGCUGCGGCCCCGUUUCCUCCCUGCUGUAGCGCGUUGCUCUCAGUCUGAACGGAUCUGCACGUCCUUGCUGCCGCCGAUCACGACUGAUCGGCUGUGCCUGCACGGUGCUGGGCAGCCCCUGGACCUGCUGCCCGGCGUCCCAGGCCCAGCCCUCCCUGCCAGCCAUGUGGGGCUGGCGUGGACCUAGCGCAGAGUUCAGCCGAGGCUUCUGCUUGGGGGCAGCUUCCCGGCGGCUGCAGGCACUCGGACUCUCUGUGGGGCCCCUGUGAGGCCCAGCUGGCUGCAUCCACCCUACUGCCACUCGGGACAGGGCGGCUGUGGCCCUUCUCACCUGCCUCCAGCAUGGAUCUCCUGCAAAAGAGCAAAUACAGCCACCUGCGGAACGAGUCUGUCUCCUCUCCGGAGGAGGCCAUGGCGGGCCUGGGAGUCCUGCCCUCCCCAGUGGAGUCCCUUGCAAGCAUGCAGUCUCUGCCUGGUUCCCUGUCCUCCUCCCUCAGCCACGCUGCACCUCUUGGGGAGCUCUCACCUGAGUUGGAGGAGAGCCCUACCACCCUCUGCUCCUUCUUCCCCAAAAUGGCCAACCUGAAGCUCUCCAAUCCCGCCAACUUGCUCAGCUUGCGGGGCUCUGCAGCCAGCAGCAGCCCAGGGGAGCCUGGUCCCCCUGGGAUGCCAGCACUAGUGCCAGGGGGUGGUGCCAGCCCCGGCUCAGUGAGACCUGUCACUGUCUGUUCCCAGGAUAUGAACAAGCUGAGCUGUGGGAAGAAGACGCGGGUGGAAGGCGGCCAGCUGGGGGGUGAUGAGUGGACCCGCCACGGCAGCUUUGUCAAUAAGCCCACCCGUGGCUGGCUGCACCCGGAUGACAAGGUCAUGGGCUCUGGGGUCUCCUACCACGUCCGGUACAUGGGCUGUGUGGAAGUGCUCCAGUCCAUGAGGGCUCUGGAUUUCAACACCAGGACACAGGUGACCAGGGAGGCCAUUGGGCUGGUAUGUGAAGCUGUGCCUGGUGCCAAGGGAGCCGUGAGGAGGAGGAAGCCCUGCAGCCGCUCCCUGAACUCCAUCCUGGGCAAGAGCAACCUGAAGUUUGCAGGCAUGCCCAUCACCCUGACCAUCUCCACCAGCAGCCUCAACCUCAUGGCCUCAGACUGCAAGCAGAUCAUUGCCAACCACCACAUGCAGUCUAUUUCCUUUGCAUCGGGGGGAGACCCGGACACAGCUGAAUAUGUUGCCUACGUUGCCAAAGACCCCGUCAAUCAGAGAGCCUGCCACAUCCUGGAGUGUCCUGAAGGCUUGGCACAGGAUGUCAUCAGCACCAUCGGGCAGGCCUUCGAGCUGCGCUUCAAGCAGUACCUGAAGAACCCUCCAAAGCUGGUGACCCCCCACGACAGGAUGGCAGGGUUUGAUGGCUCUGCCUGGGAUGAAGAAGAGGAGGAACCAGCCCCGGAUCACCAGUACUACAACGACUUCCCUGGCAAGGAACCUCCCAUUGGGGGGGUCGUGGACAUGCGGCUGCAGGAUGGGGCUGCUCAGACCCCAAAUCACUUGGGUGCCACACUGCCUGUUGGCCAGUCAUCCGGUGGGGAGUAUGACCCCCAGAAGCAGCAUGCUCCUGCCCAAGCAGGGAGAGAAAAGUACCCAGCUCCAGCAGGCACGUCUGGCCGCACAGACCUCUUUGAUGACCCGUCCUACGUCAACGUGCAGAACAUAGACAAGACACGCCAAGCUUCAGCCUCUGGCACCCCGGCCACAGCCAACGGCAGCACUCAGAGGGACCUCUUUGACAUGAAGCCCUUUGAAGAUGCCCUGCGUGUGCCCCCCUCUGUGCCUGUGGCGCUGCCCCCCGCCCAGGUGGUGGCCUCCAUGGAGGAGCAGCUGAGACGGGAGCCCUGGUACCAUGGGAAAAUGAGCCGCAAGGAGGCUGAGAAGCUGCUGAAGGUGAACGGAGACUUCCUGGUACGGGAGAGCACCACCACCCCGGGCCAGUACGUGCUGACUGGCUUGCAGGGUGGGCAGCCCAAGCAUCUGCUGCUCGUCGAUCCCGAGGGAGUGGUGCGGACAAAAGAUCAUCGCUUUGAGAGCGUCAGCCACCUCAUCAGCUACCACAUGGACAAUCACCUGCCCAUCAUCUCGGCCGGCAGUGAGAUGUGCCUGCAGCAGCCAGUGGAGAGGAGACUGUGAGCGCCCGGGGACCCCAGUGCACGGCACCCCCAAUGCACAGCCCUCUGGCCGUGUUCGUGCCCCAGGGAGCCCUCAGACUCUUCCAGGUGCUCCACCCAGGACUGAGCAUGGACUUGGCUGAGGACAGGGCCUCUCUCCUUUCACCACACGGAGCUGGUGGCCAUGGGGGGCUCAGGCUGUGAGUGCCUGCAGGGUAGAGAACGGUUCUUGCAAAGCCCAUGCCUCUCCAUCUCCAGCCUUUGCAGAGCAGCUCAGCUCCUACCAAAACCCAGCCCUGCUGUUGUGCCACAGCCAUUCUUGUGCUCACCAGCACGGGCUCAGGACUGGCAGGCUGAGCCCCCCGAGCCAGAGGCAGCCUGUCCUUAUCUCUGGCCCCUGGGCCAAGGAGGGGGCCCAUGGGGGGCUCCGCUCCCCCAAGCACGAGGCCCUCGACUGUACCGGAUCACUUUACGUGUUAACUCUGUGCCUUGACCCCGCAGGUCCCACACUCUUAUGCAAGGGCAGGGGCUGGUUACAGAGCCUCCCCCGUGCUCCCAGCACCCUGUACCCCCUCCGUGACAUGCUUGUGCUCCAGGACACGUGCCACCACGUCCCCUUCCUCCCUGCCCGUCCCAGCUGGGCAAGGGCAACUCUGGCAGCCCCGGGGGUUUGGCGGGAGGACCCCCUGCAUGCACAGUGUAACUCCCCCAAGCCAAAGCGCAGCCCCGCCCCUCGCAGCCCCAGGCCCCUGCCCCGCUAUACCAAAGGAACUGGCGGUUGUAUUAAAGUUGGUAUUUCUCUA
Molecule: messenger RNA, 7757 nt
Organism: Pyrgilauda ruficollis (rufous-necked snowfinch)
Lineage: Eukaryota; Metazoa; Chordata; Aves; Passeriformes; Passeridae
Gene: SHC1
Product: SHC adaptor protein 1
Exons: 12
Coding region: 5144-6976 (610 amino acids)
Biological process (GO): intracellular signal transduction; cell surface receptor protein tyrosine kinase signaling pathway
Cellular component (GO): plasma membrane
Molecular function (GO): receptor tyrosine kinase binding
Source: RefSeq, a predicted model, not a curated record